CGCCUCCGGCGCAUCAUCAUUGCCUCCGUCAACUUCAUCAACAGCGACUCAGAAUGAACCAUCAAGCACUUCUGAAAGUGAAUUGAAUUCAUUAACUUCAGUGUCUACAAGCCAAUCGCCUGCGACCGAUUUCUUCUCUGACUACCGUCAUUCAAGAAUGUCGGGUUCAUUUUCAUUCAAUAGUACUACCGUCGCCAUUCAAAGGUGCCUCUACAACAUCUUCUUACCAAAGGCAACGGAGUUUGUAGUUAUUCUCAAUUCCAGCCGUUACGACCCAGGACUAGUCCAGGUCAAGAUAUAUAAAGGUUAUGAUUAUAGCCAAAGAAGUACUGUGUAUAUUAGUAGCGCUCAUCAAAAUCCACCCUAUUAUCUUCGGGUCGACUAUUUCAGUGUCUGGAUAGAGGUUCAAACAUUGGUCGAAAACUCAACUAUGGAUAUUGAUUACAUCGCAGAAUGUACAGAAAAUAGUCCCGAUAUUUUAGAUGACUGUCUAUUUCCACUUGGAAUGGAAGCAACAUGGAUCGCAGAUGAUCAGAUCACAGCUACUAGCUCAAUUGACAAGAACCAUGCAGCUCAUCAGGCUAGAUUAUAUGGAUCAUCCUCAUGGAGACCAGAUCUAUCUGACACAGAUCCUUUCAUUGAGAUCACAUUACAAGAGGAUUAUGUAAUAACAGGUCUGAUUGUACAAGGUGGAGGUGGUGAUGAUCGAUACUGGGUGAAAGAAUUCUCUCUGGAGUACGGAGUGCAAGGGCAAUUCGUUUAUCUUCUUAAUCCACACAAACCAAAUGACAACGGAACGAAUAUUGCCAUUUUCGAAGGUAAUUCUGAGUACUAUUGUGUCAAGUACAUUCCGCUUCCACCUGGGCUUAUUACUGACCGUCUUCGUCUAAGACCUAUCCAAGAAAGACCAAUUGCUCUCAGGAUGGAGCUGCUUGGCUGUCUACCAAAAGUAUGUAAUACUUCUGACACAGGCUACGAAGCGAGUCCCAUUUUCCUUACCCAUCCACUGCAGCAAGGUGAUAUAUCAUUUGAUGAUAAUGGAACUUCACAAUAUUGGUCGACUUACUAUUCAGAGCCAAGAACUGUAACUAGAAUUGUCUCGAGAAAGUGCUUGGGAAUAGAUGGCCUUCUUAAAUUUGAUCUGAGGUGGAGUAAUAGUACAGGAACUAACUCAAGUUCCUUCUUCGUUCGUAGUAAGCUCCGUUUAGUGUAUUACGGUACUCCUUGGGCUCAGAUUGAAUUGUACCCACCGAUUGACAAUGUACAUCAACUUCGCAUAUAUCCGACUAAGUGGACCGGAAAUGAACCUUGUUUACAGCUGAAGGUCUUUGCAUGUCCUACCGAUGACGAGUGCACACGUAGACUUGGAAUGGAAAUCUUCGAUAUACCUAAUCAGAACAUACAAUGUAGCCAAUGUGACGAAGAUUCUCUGACAAUGGCUCGUCUCAAUGCAUUUGGAGAAAAUCUGGAAAUUGGUGUCCUCUUUCCACCAAACUUCGGAGGUACUUCUGUUGAUUCCUGGCUACAAGUUCGUUUUCCACAUCGAGUACUUCUAUCAGGGAUAAUACUUCAAUCAGGAUCACCAGGAUAUCCCUUUGAUAAAGACUUUGACCCAGACAAAUAUACAUAUCACGUGACAAUGUCAUAUCAACCAAUCACAGCCGCUAAUGACACAGAUUUCGUGAUAGCAGAGUUCCUGGACUUUAAUAACAGACCCUUUGCUCAAAAUGCAUUCACAUUCGGAGGGGAAUACUUGACUACCGCAGUUCGACUCAAACCAGUAAUGGAUACUUAUCGAAGGACAGCACGUUUCGCUGUGGAGUUUCUCGGAUGUCCUACUGAUGCAAGAUGCAGAAACAAAGACUCUUAUUUCGAUGGAGCAUGCUAUAAUUUUGUGUAUUCGCAUGGUACAUAUAACAGAGAAUUGUGCAGCUAUGUAAGUCCAGAUCGUGGUAGCCAUCUUGCCUACAUAAAAUCGCAAACUAAACAAAGGUUUGUGCAAGAACUAGCAGCUAGUUCUAUUCCACUCAAUGCACUAGUCCGGAUGGGAUUGGAAUUCAUCAACUCUGCAAUCCGAUGGCUUGAUGGAAGUGAGAUCAUCUUCGAAGAAUUUUCUGAAGUUUUGUCAGCGGAAGAUAACUUUACGGCACUAUGUGGUUUUAUGGACCCGAUCAAAUGUUACCAAUGGCGAAUGAUGAACUGUUCAUUACAUCAACCUCAUUAUCAUAUCUGUGAAGCAGAUUUUAAUGAAUGCUUGGAUCUGAGUAGCAAUAAUUGCUCCAACAUUUGUGUCAACAUGGAGUCUGAUUUCUACUGCAAGUGUCCACAUGGUCUGAGAAUGAUUGCAAAUUCACAAUGCGAGGAUGUUUGUGAAGUAAUAGACUCCACGUCACAUGACGAUGGUCCACCUUCAACGUGUAUCUUCAAAGGACAUGCAACCUGGGAGGUAGCAUACAGAGAAUGUACACGAGGACACCUCGGUAGAUUCGCUACACAAGAGGAGCUUUUUACAUACUCAUACUUGCUGGACAGUGAAUCAUGGUGGACAAUCGAUCUGAAUACCAAACAAAAGUGCAGAUCAUUUAACGUAUUAUCACGUGAAAUAGCUGAUGAGGAUUGUAGAAAUGUCGAAUUGGAUUUCUUAUGCCUAACAGAAUACCAGUAUAUCCAGAUUGAAGAUGCAGACUUCACUUCAUUAAAUACUAACUUCACCGCAUCGCUCGGGUACCUAGGCUUCUCUGCUCACUCAAAUAAUUAUGACCAAACAUUUUAUGUCCAAGUUGAUGACUCAUUGAGCUUAAGAUUGACGUUCUGGUUCGUGUCUCUUCGAGAGAAUCAGGAUGGUAAUGGUGAUUGCUUGGACUAUGUCUCGGUAGAAGAUCUUGUAGUCAUAAAUACGGAACGUCGUAGGAUUUGUGGAAGUUAUAAGGAUAUUACCUUCUUCAUGAACCAUCAUAUUAGGAUGACGUUCUUUGCUCAGUCAAUAUUCUCUUUGAUACAGUUCUCGAUGACAUAUGAAGCUAUAGAUUGUGAAGCGAGUCAGAUCACCUGUGAAAGUGGAUGUGGAACAACUGAUUUGAUUUUCGACGGGACCUAUCUCCAGACUGACCCGUUUCCAUCAUCAUUCAUACCAUUCAGUUCUUGUGAAGCCAAUGUUACCGUACCAGAUCCAUUCUUCAUUCUUAUAACCAUCGACACAUAUGGGUUUCGCGAAGGUUCUGAUGGGUUAUGCCAGGAUAGAGUCAUAUUGACUUCACCGGAGAUUACUCUUACUUUCUCGUGUGAUGAUUCCCAAGUUCCUGGUCUCAUCAUUACAAAUUCAUCUACAAUGACCGUUGCCAUAGAAACGGGGAGAGAAUCAUUGUCAACUGGACUUCAGGCACGUGUAAAUUCCUCAGAUAUUGCAGGUUGCGCAGUUGGGACGGAUCUUGGAAGCCAGGAUCACCUAUGUAGCUUCUCUCCCGGCAUUAUUGCCAGCAGACUCUUCCCAAAAUACGUGGAGGGAGUGUAUUCUGAGUCGUGGUUUCUUCAAGCUCCUUCAAAUGCAUUCAUUGAAAUUGUCUUCGAUGACCUGAGUCUCUCUGACGGAGAGGAUUGUAGCUUCUCUCAUAUCGAGGUCACUGACCACACGAGUGUGCCUCAUAAGACGAUUGUGUCGUUCUGCAGCGGUGACGACGGAGUUCAUGAUGGCAUGGAAGUGGCAGUUGAUGUUGAUACGGUGUUGAUUGAGUUGAUGGUGAACAAUCACUAUGACAACGCGAGGUUUCGUGCUCAUUAUCGCUUCGUGAAUAUAGAAGAAGAUGAAGAAAACUGGGAAUCUCCUGAUACUGCUACAGAGGAUACCACAUGUCCAGAGGGCUGGGUACUGUACAGCGGACACUGCUACCAUUUUGCUCAGGUUAAUGGAACAUGGACAGAUGCGGAAGAAUAUUGCACUCACCAACCGAACGAAUUGUCCGGCUCACACAUGGUUAGCAUCAUGGAUUCGAAAGAGGCCAAGUUCAUUCACGGGCAGCUGAUCUUACGUUGGUCAGAGUUUGGACAAAGCAUAUACAUAGGUCUUGGUAAUCGUGAUUCUGCUAGUAUGUUUCGUUGGACCGAUGGUUCCCCCAUGACUUACACUGACUGGUUUAUACCCAGAAGUUAUGAAGCAGACAGGGAGCAAAAACAGCCUGAUGGAGGUUCAAUAGAGAAGUGUGCCAUCAUAAUUCUAAGUAGAGUUCGAUUCAGCGGCCUUUGGCACGAUGUUCCGUGUGCGUCAGAAAGUGCUACUGCUGUCAUUUGUAAGAUGGAAGCGAUCACUGCAUUUACAAACAGAAAACGUCGUGAUACAUCUGAACAGUUGAUAUUAAGUGCUCCUGUAAUCAAGCCUAAUUGUUCUUACAAUACCUUUGAAUGUGGAUCUGGUGAAUGUGUUCAACAAGUCUUCCAGAAUGACGGUGAAGUACAUUGUCAUGAUAGAUCGGAUGAAGAUUCAUAUGUUGACCAUACUGAUGUGAAGUGCGAGGAAGACCAGUUCAAAUGCCUGAUUGGUGGACAGUGUAUUUCGAUAUCAUUUGUUUGUGAUCACAUAAGUGACUGCACCGAUGGCUCCGAUGAAUUUGCUUGUAUUUUUCCUAGCGAAUGCAGUGAUGACGAGUUCUUUUGUAGUGAUGUUAAAAUGUGUAUUGAUGCAAGUAAAAGAUGCAACCUGGUAAUAGACUGUCCUACUGAACAAGGAGGAGAUGAAUUUGAUUGUCAAGAUGAAUACUAUGAAGGUGGAAACGUACAGUGUUACAGUGGAACAUGGCUUCCGUCUAAUGCCGAAUGCGAUGGACUUGUGGAUUGCAUAGGAAAUGAGUUCGAAGAUGAAGAAGAAUGUGGUAACCUUCCCUGUAUCGAUGCAGCAGAAUUUCAGUGUUUGAGUGAAGUGUGUAUUGAUAUAUCACUCAAAUGUAUAUAUGAGUUAGAUCAGCUUGGAUAUGUGAAAGGAUGCCGGGAUGUAUCACAUCUCCGACGAAGUGUGUGUGCGGAAUUUGAUUGCCCGGCAUAUCACUAUAAAUGUCCAUCAUCGUACUGCAUUCCUCUGAGAUAUAGAUGUGAUUCUAUUAAUCAUUGUCCUUAUGGAGAAGAUGAAGACGGAUGUACAAACUCGAAUGUUGAAUACCUUAAUCCGUGUCCAACUCGCUCUUACAAGUGCCAUGGUGAAAAUAAAUGUAUCUCGCCAUAUGAGGUGUGUGAUGGUAUUAAACAAUGUUCUCGUGGAGAUGAUGAACUAUUUUGUGAUGUUGUAUGCCCCAGUGAGUGCACUUGUACUGGUCUUACCAUGCGAUGCAACUUUGUACUAACCGAUGGACCUGUCUCAUUCCCACAUGAUACCAGAAAAAUUGUCAUCGAUCUCAAUUAUGACGUCCAGUUGAAACUAGAGACGGAGACUAAUUCUCGUGUAUCAUCUCGAACUAGCAACCAAACUGGUGACAAUCAUGAUAGAACUGUAUCUUUCUGGCCUUCAGACUAUAUGAGCUUGGUAGAAUUAGAUAUAUCUGGCAUCGAUUUGAAGGAGAUACCAGAAACAGCUUUUCUGGAAACGAGAAAUUUACGAUAUCUGAACAUUUCUGGCAACACAGACCUGGCUGUUAGUGCAGCCGUACUAUCUAAUCUUACACGAUUACAUGUGCUAGAUAUUUUUGGAAUCAACAUCAAAUCAAGUGAUCCUGCCGUCUCAGAAGCAUUCAAGGCUCUUGUAAAUCUACAAAGAUUGAGAACGGACGAGUUUGGGUUUUGUUGCCUGGCUCCUGCUACACUAUGUGAAGGCUACACCAAUCAAUUUUCAUCAUGUGAUGAUCUUCUAAAAGAUGUAUCUCUACGUGCUUUUAUGUGGAUCCUUGGUCUCAGUGCUCUGCUUGGUAACGCCAUGGCUUUAGCCGCACGCUUUGCAAGAAGAAAACAAGCUGGUCAAAAUCAAAUCCAGGUGUUGUUUAUAACACAUCUUGCCCUGUCCGACCUACUGAUGGGUCUUUAUAUGAUCGUGAUUGCUGGCGCUGAUUCACAUUACCGAGGUAACUACGCGCUUCAUGCAGAAAUAUGGACAAGUAGCUUCAUGUGUAAAAUGGCGGGAUUUCUAUCUGUUCUAUCGAGUGAGGUAUCGGUACUUCUUGUCAUGCUCAUCAGUAUCGAUCGUUUUCUCUCUGUCGUGUUCCCGCUCAAAAACGAACUUCAUCUCACCCUACGAUCGGCUUACAUCAUGGUCAUCGCCUCCUGGACCUUCUCGCUGCUUCUUAGUUUAAUUCCAGCUCUCCCUGUAGAAUAUUUUGGAGAAUUCUAUGGCAAGUCGAGCGUUUGCCUGGCCCUUCCUCUAACCAGCGAUCGUCUGCCCGGAUGGGAAUACUCCAUUGUGGUCUUCAUCUGUACUAAUUUCAUCUGUUUCAUUCUGACAUUCCUCUGUUACUUUGUCAUCUAUAUCAGUGUAAGGAAGUCACACAUGAGGAUCAAAAGUUUAGGAGCUGCAAGCAACUCUAUGAUGAAAGAACAGAUCCAGAUGACAACAAAGAUGGCGCUAGUUGUUGGAACUGAUUUCGUGUGUUGGAUGCCUAUAAUCAUCAUGGGUAUUCUUGCUACUUCGAAUCUGGUUGAGAUUCCAGCUGAUAUCUAUGCUUGGACCGCUGUCUUUAUUCUUCCUCUCAACUCCGCACUCAACCCUUAUCUAUACACACUCUCAACUGUCCUCCAAAGGCGUCGCAAGGCCAGAGAAAAUACUGAUUCCAUGAGUCUUACACAGACCACGAAGUACAGUGUUGAGCAGACUCAAAGAGAGGAACGUUUAAUGGAAUACUGCAUCAUAUCACAUACUUCUCUCAAGCAACAUAGACGAAUGGAACCAAUAACUGAUUUCUUCACGAGGCGGGGAGGUUCUUUAAAUGAUAGAGAAGAACGAUUGGUAGUUCGAGACCUCCGUCGGGCUCUCUGUCAUCUCAGAACUUUGGGUGCUGAUGAAAAAGAAUUAAUCCCUGCUAACGUUGCAGUUGAAAGGGACCACAGUGGCAAUCUAACUCGAGCUUUCUUUGUGAUGACGAACCCUCUGGAUAUUAGCAGAUUCAUUGGACCUAGUAGUUCCAAUGAAAUACAAACCAAACUAAUCGCUUUAUUUGACCAGAUCCAGGAUCCACUAAUGACUCCUGUUAAGCAGUUCAUCAACACAACUAACGAAUCGUUUGAUUAUGACAAAUUGGAUGAAGCCUAACGGCAACCACAUGAGAAAUGGCAUCAUGAAUAGUUUGAUU
Messenger RNA from Lytechinus variegatus (green sea urchin), 7259 nucleotides. RefSeq lists its product as uncharacterized. The transcript has 41 exons. The record is from RefSeq and is a predicted model, not a curated record. Gene Ontology annotation, biological process: G protein-coupled receptor signaling pathway. Bases 158 to 7219 code for a protein of 2353 amino acids. Gene Ontology annotation, molecular function: calcium ion binding; G protein-coupled receptor activity; protein binding. Lineage: Eukaryota; Metazoa; Echinodermata; Echinoidea; Temnopleuroida; Toxopneustidae. Gene Ontology annotation, cellular component: membrane.